CGGCCAUUCCGUCCGCCACGCAAACCCUCCCCUCCUCCACGAAUCCCGCCGCCGCCGCCGCCGCCGCCGCCGCCAUGAAGCGCUCGGUGGACGGCAUGGAGAAGCCCAAGUUCCUCACGCGGGAGGAGCGGGAGAAGCUGGCCCUUGAGCGCCGCCAGGCCGCCGUCACCGACCAGCGCCGCUCGGCGCUCGACCUGCUCCAGUCGCUCCCCCGGCCCCCUCCGCCGCCGCCGCCUCCCCCGUCCAACCCCCCUCGCGACUCCUCCUCUUCGUCCCACCACCGGGACUCCUCAGACCGGGACCGGGACCGGGAUAAGGAGAGGGAGAGGGAUAGGGAUAGGGACAGGGACAGGGAGCGUCGCCGCGACGACGACUCACGCCGCGACCGAGAUCGGGAUCGGGACCGCGACCGCCGGGACAGGGAGCGCCGCCGGGAUGACGACCACAGAGAGCGGGACAGGGACAGGGACAGAGACAGAGACAGGGAGCGCGGGGACAGGGAGAGAGAUCGGCUGGAGAAGAUGGCGGAGCGGGAGCGGGAGAAGGAGCUGGAUGCGAUCAAGGAGCAGUACCUGGGUUCCAAAAAGCCCAAGAAGCGGGUCAUCAAGCCCUCAGAGAAGUUCCGCUUCUCGUUCGACUGGGAGAACACGGAGGACACCAGCCGCGACAUGAACUCGCUCUACCAGUCGCCGCACGAGGCCCGGCUGCUCUAUGGCCGCGGUUUCCUGGCUGGCAUUGACCGCCGUGAGCAGAAGAAGGCGGCUGCUGCGCAUGAGAAGGAGACCCGCGCCGAGCAGCGGCGCAAGGCCGGUCUUGAUGACCGCCCGGAGGACGAUGCGGUUGAUAAGAAGGAGGCAGAUGCUGCAGCGAAGUAUGAUGCUUUUGACAUGCGUGUGGACAGGCACUGGACUCAAAAGUCCCUUGAUGAGAUGACUGAGCGUGAUUGGCGUAUUUUUCGUGAGGAUUUCAAUAUAUCUUAUAAGGGUUCUAAGGUACCCCGUCCCAUGCGAAAGUGGUCUGAGAGCAAGCUUGGUACUGAGCUGCUUCGUGCUGUUGAGAAAGCUGGGUACAAGGAACCUUCGCCGAUCCAGAUGGCGUCCAUUCCACUUGGUCUCCAGCAGCGUGAUGUUAUUGGUAUUGCUGAGACGGGCUCUGGCAAGACUGCUGCUUUUGUUCUUCCUAUGCUUUCGUACAUUACCCGCCUCCCGCCUAUAAGUGAGGAAAAUGAGGCUGAGGGUCCUUAUGCUGUUGUCAUGGCACCUACUCGUGAGCUUGCUCAACAGAUUGAGGAAGAGACUGUGAAAUUUGCAACUUAUCUUGGCAUUAAGGUUGUAUCCAUUGUUGGUGGUCAAUCGAUUGAAGAGCAGGGUUUUAAGAUUAGGCAGGGCUGUGAGGUUGUUAUUGCAACACCUGGUCGGCUUCUUGAUUGCUUGGAGAGGAGGUAUGCUGUGCUCAACCAGUGCAACUAUGUUGUUUUGGAUGAGGCUGAUAGGAUGAUUGAUAUGGGAUUUGAGCCACAGGUUGUUGGAGUCCUUGAUGCAAUGCCAUCAAGCAACUUGAAACCUGAGAAUGAGGACGAGGAGCUUGAUGCGAAAACGAUCUAUAGGACUACCUAUAUGUUCAGUGCCACUAUGCCACCUGCUGUGGAGCGGCUCGCUAGGAAGUACCUGCGGAACCCAGUCGUUGUCACAAUUGGUACAGCUGGCAAGGCCACAGAUCUCAUCACACAGAAUGUGAUCAUGAUGAAGGAGUCAGAGAAGAUGUCAAGGCUCCAGAAGAUACUCACGGAUCUUGGGGAUAAGCCAGCCAUUGUGUUCUGCAACACAAAGAAAUCAGCAGAUGCCCGUGCGAAGGAUCUAGACAAGGCAGGCUUCCGCGUCACAACCCUACAUGGAGGGAAGUCACAGGAGCAGAGAGAGACAAGCCUUGAUGGAUUUAGAAACCGCCGGUUCACUGUUCUUGUGGCAACUGAUGUUGCUGGACGUGGUAUUGACAUUCCUGAUGUUGCUCAUGUUAUCAACUAUGAGAUGCCUGGCUCAAUCGAUACAUACACACAUCGUAUUGGAAGAACUGGACGUGCAGGAAAGAAGGGACUGGCAACCUCAUUUUUAACUCUGGAAAACACAGACAUUUUCUUUGAUCUGAAACAGAUGCUUAUACAGAGCAACAGUCCUGUGCCACCUGAACUUGCAAGGCAUGAAGCGUCCAAAUUUAAGCCAGGCUCAGUUCCUGAUAGACCUCCAAGACGAAAUGACACUGUAUAUGCAACUCACUGAACUAUCUACUGCAGAGUGGGAAAAAGAUCCUCCAGUACUAAGGAAUCUUUUGGAAACAGAAGGAUCUAGCAUUCUAGAUUAGUACUUCGAGAUGGCAUAUACUGUAUCUGAUUGUGGAGAUUUUAUGUGGUUCUAGCAGCUUUGAGUAUUUGAGUCCAAAGAGGUGCUAAUUUUCUUUCUUCCUUUAUAUGUACUUGUUACAUGCUUUAAUAUUCUAAAAGGGGAAGUCUAUUUCACCUCCA
Molecule: messenger RNA, 2518 nt
Organism: Oryza brachyantha (malo sina)
Lineage: Eukaryota; Viridiplantae; Streptophyta; Magnoliopsida; Poales; Poaceae
Product: DEAD-box ATP-dependent RNA helicase 21
Exons: 2
Coding region: 75-2276 (733 amino acids)
Biological process (GO): mRNA splicing, via spliceosome
Cellular component (GO): catalytic step 2 spliceosome
Molecular function (GO): RNA binding; ATP binding; RNA helicase activity
Source: RefSeq, a predicted model, not a curated record